Messenger RNA from Corythoichthys intestinalis (scribbled pipefish), 3583 nucleotides. RefSeq names its product makorin, ring finger protein, 2 (gene mkrn2). The transcript has 9 exons. Gene Ontology annotation, molecular function: ubiquitin protein ligase activity; metal ion binding. Gene Ontology annotation, biological process: protein polyubiquitination. Lineage: Eukaryota; Metazoa; Chordata; Actinopteri; Syngnathiformes; Syngnathidae. The coding region runs from base 139 to 1413 and encodes 424 amino acids. The record is from RefSeq and is a predicted model, not a curated record.
ACGUCGUUGCUACCCGGACGUGUUUACUUGGAACGCCGCCGUUCGUCCGUCCGUCAGUCAAACAGGCACACAAGUAGCAGGCAGCUAGCUAGCUAGCUCGCUCCGCCUCGCUAGCCUCUGCAAACAUUCGCGGGCAAGAUGAGCACCAAGCAGGUCACCUGCCGGUACUUUCUGCAUGGCGUGUGCCGGGAGGGCAGCCGCUGCAUGUUCUCUCACGACCCGUCCAGCAGCAAACCCUCCACCAUCUGCAAGUUCUACCAGAGAGGAGUCUGCGCCUACGGGGAGCGAUGCAGAUACGACCACAUCAAGCCGUCCUACAGGGGAGGAGGCGGAGCGUCAGACGGCAAGGUCGGCCCCGGAGGCGGAGCUCCGCUCAGAAAACCCACGAGAGACGCCCAAGGUCGAGGGGGCGAUGAGCAAGCGGGAAGAAGCGCGGGAGGCGAGUCGUUCACGUUACAUGUGCCCCCGGCAGGACCUCUGGACGGUGUUUUUGGGGGUCCUCCGCCUCUAGGCCCGGGUCCCGAGGCGUCGACGGCGUCUCCCCACUCCUACGUGGACGCCAUCCGAACGGGCCUGGAAGCGUCUGCGCCCGAACAAGCCCCUCCCCAGAUGGGCGGAGCCUACCGAGAUUUUACCCAGCUGUGCCCGUACGCUGCCGCCACUGGCAGAUGCUUCUACGAGGGCGACUGCCCGUACCUCCACGGGGAUCGCUGCGAAGUGUGCCGGCUGCCUGUGCUACACCCGCACGACGCCGAGCAGAGGCGGGCCCACGAAAAGAUGUGUAUGCUGGCCUUCGAGAGAGACAUGGAAAAAGCCUUUGCUGCGCAGCUCAGCCAAGACAAGGUGUGCUCCAUUUGCAUGGAGGUGGUGGUUCAGAAGGCAGUCCCGUCGGAGCGCCGCUUUGGAAUUUUGUCGGCGUGCUGCCACGUCUUCUGCCUGGCCUGCAUCAGGCAGUGGCGAUGCACGCGCAACUUCAGCAACAAGAUCAUCAAGUCAUGUCCCGAGUGCCGUGUGGUGUCAGAGUUCGUCAUCCCGUCGGUGUACUGGGUGGAGGAGCAGGAGGACAAAGAUAACCUGAUCGAACUCUUCAAAUCCGGAGUCAGCAAGAAGGCGUGCAAGUACUUCGACCAGGGCCGCGGCUCGUGCCCCUUUGGAGCCAAGUGUCUCUACCUCCACGCCUUCCCGGACGGUAGCCGGGCGGAGGCAGACAAGCCGCGCAAGCAGCUGGGCUCGGAGGGCAACGUCCGGUUCAUGAACAACGUGCGUUUGUGGGACUUCAUCGAAGAGCGCGAGCAGCGCCCUCGGCCGCCGGCGCCGGACGACGACAUGGCCGAGCUGCGCGAGCUCUUCAUGCAGAUGUCGGCGCCGGGAAACGAUGGGCCCGAGACGCCGCCGGAACCGCCUAGGCAGUAGGAGGUUCCGGCAGGCCGGCACCGAAAGAGAGACAAAGGCCGCCUUUGUUGGCUAAAGACGCUCGGUGUGUUUGUAGACACUAGUCAGGUUUGAGCGCCCGGCCGCAAUGGGGCCGUCUGCUGCCUGCGAGACAGGCUGGCGUCAGUUAUUUAAAAAUGUCAUCACAAUGUGGGCGAUAAUUGAAAACGUCACAACAAAGUGGCAAAAUUGGAUAAACCAGCGUAGCUAUGGCUAACCCUAACCCCAACUACAUUCUCAACAACUUGUUAAUGACUUUAAUGGGUCUGACUAUAUAAUUCCGUUCAAAUUGGAAUGUUUAGUAGGGUUGUAGGGUUACCUUUUUUUGGCUCCAGAUACCAGAUUCCGACACCCAGCUAUGUGGGGUCAGCUGAUGCUGUAUCGUUAUGUUUUUUGGGGGGAGAAAUUAGACAAGUUAUCUUUUUAAUAUACUAUACAUGACUGUAUGUUCUCUUGACUGUCAAGUCAUUGCCAUCAUGGCUUGGUCAGACACUGCUCAACUCACUGGCUGCCAUUGUUUGCAUAAAACGUCAAAUCCAUUUCAAGCUGAUGGGCUGGCAGCAACUGAAUGAACAACUUAGUGCCGUAUCGGUGCAACAGUAGUGUUUAGGAGGACAUUUAUGUAAUGCUGGCACUUUGUUGGCGUGUUUUUGGAUCGUGAUGGUUGGCGCUUUAUUGUGACGUAAACAAAUCACGCCCCAUUUUAAACUGUGACGUAUGAAAUUCACACCCCGGUCUGGCAAGCUGCAGACGGAUAGUUGGCCUGGCCUGGCCCGCCCCGGCCUUUCCUGUCUUCAUGUUUUUGUCCGCACACAAAAUCCUCAUGGUAAUAAAAAAAAAAAUAAUAAUAAUAAAAAGCUCCUGAAAGCACACGCGACAACGAGCAAAAGCUUCUUGCGUCCUUUACUUCAUCGUACUGUAUUUUCCUCAGUUUUUUUCUUUUUCUAAAAAAAAAAAUGUUUUAAUUAUCUGACUUUGGUGUGUUGCUUUCUUUUCCAUUUCUAUAGUAUUGCAUUUUUUCUUUGUGUAUACCCACGGUCCUAAAUUUUGAGACUUCACCAUCCAAUUGAAUGAGAAAGUGUCUCAAAACUUUUGAGCAAAGGUGUACUUUCUUCCUCAGUUUUAUUUUGCUAACUUUGUUUUGUCGUUUUCUUUGACGUUUCUGUUGUGUUUCCUCUAUCUGUGCCCGCGGUUAUACGUUUUGAGGCUUUACACCAUUCAGAUGAGCGAGUCUCAAAACUUUUGAUCAAGGUUGUACAUUUUUUGUUUUUGUGUUUUUUUUUUUACCCCAUCUCACUUUUUCCAUUUCUGUUUUCCCGCCCGCAGCUGUCGCCGUACGGGACGGCGGCUCCCAUAGUUGCUCUUUAUUUGACAAGCAGUUUGCCAAAACGGGGCGGAUGAGCUGUGUAUGUAAGGUGUAUUUUACAAGCGCCAAGCCGCCCUCAAGGCAAUGACGCCUUUCCAAGUAGCUUCUCUUGAAAUGUUGUUCUUUUCGCUUGAAUCGAAAGAUGAUCUUUUUUUAUUUUUUUCACGUGAUAGUUUUUUUUAAGAUAACACCGAAAAGAAGUCUGAAAUUAAUUUGCCCAAUAUUACCCGGCCCUGCUGAUGAAUUAUUUGGUUCAACUCUUGUUCUACAAAUGUAUUACCGUAUUGGCCCAAAUAUAAGACGGCCCUGAUUAUAAGACGACCCCCUCUUUUUCAAGACUCAACUUUGAAAAAAGUCUUUUUGAACACCAAAUUAAUUUUUAUACAGAAAAUAAUCACAGUACAUCCGAAACAAAUGAUAAUAUAUUUGAGAGAAAAAGCAUGUUAUUUUGCCUCAUUCAAAUCUUAAUAUCUGAACAUUUAAAUAUGUAAACUAAAGUGCAAUCACAUUUGUAAAUGAAUGGCUUCUGGUUUUUAAAAUGUAAAUAAACCAAUCUAUUGUCAUAAAACAAAAUUGCAAUAACUGCAUUAACCAUCAAAGUGAAGUCUAACUGUAAUUGUAGUCUUGAAACAAAUCUGAAUAAGGAAAAACAUUGCAAUAAAAGAAUGCAAACUGGUUAAACUAAAAGAGUAGCUGAGAUUUGUCAUGACAGAACAUCGCUUCAAUGAUAUCUGGCGCCAUCUAGCGACGUGAAUGGGGAGAGUAGCUGAGAUCUGUCAUAACUAG